UCAUCCAGUCAAGUCGUGAAUAGUCUCACUAUGCACAUGUUUGAUCAGGUCGGUUGCUUUUCCACAGUUCAAGCAAUUAUUUCCAUUUCCCUCAAAUGUCAUUCUUUUGCUUUAUGCUAAUGUUAUGAUGUUAUGACUUAUAACACUUGUUGUCAGGAGGAUAUUCCUAUAUUUAGAUGCUAACAUUUGAGAGCAUAUUUGAAUAUUUGCAUAGCUUGACAUGGAGCUAAUUCUGUCUUAGGAUAAUCAUGAUACACUUGGCACAUGCUGACUUAUCUGAGGGGUACCUGUACUCACUCGCAUGUUAUAAUUUCGUGCAGGGAAUUGAUACCUGUUCAGUUAGCUCUUCAUGACUCGCACAUCUACGUUUGAUCUAUAUAUGUAAUAAGAAUUGUGCGAGAAGUUGAUGAAUGGAUGUAAGCAAGGGCCUCUGCUGAUUGUGUAGCAAUCUUCAGUCGAAGAUCCAAGGGGAUUAUUGAUUUACGAUCAUUGCUGUGAAGGAACUCAAAGAGGGUACCAUUCGAUAUGAACUCAUACACCAACAUCGGCACAUCUACCUCCAAGCAGCAACCGAGUAACCUCACGAUGUUCCUAUGGUUAAUCUGUGACAAUAUUAUUAUCUCAUUUACAAAUUCUUCUCUGCAGUCGUCGUUGAUUACUUUGGACUUCUUUAUGGCAACUUCUUUGUCAUCAUGUAAAGUUCCUCUAUAAACCAUUCCAUGACCCCCACAGCCAAGAACUCGAUCGUUGCUGUAGUUUUCUGUGGCUUUCUUGACCUCUUUCUCUGUAAGUAUAUGAAAGGUGUCCACUUGCCUUGAUCUCAUCUCAUCAUAUAACUUCAGUCCUCCAUUUUGUUUAAAAUACUCAUCCUUCUCCUUCCUGUGCUUUCUUCUUUGCCAUUUCAUAGCCAACAGGCAUGCUAAUGCUAUCACCAUAACUGAGGAAACACUGAGGCCUGCAGAAUGAUUGUUGAGAUGCUUUAACUCAUCAAAAGCAUGUAAAUGCACCUUAGAUAAACAAAGAGAAUACUCUCCGGGAGUAAAUGAUGAUCCGUGUGCAGAUGCACUGAAGUGAUACCCUGGAGGUUGAAUGGUGAAGCCCCCUGACCAGAAAAAAUGAACUGUUUACACGCAUGCUGACGAGUGUGAGCCUAGCUUCAGUUCGGUUGGGCCUUGGAAGCCGAAUAUGCAUGCAAGCAUCAGACCUGGUCCCAGACUAUCCUAUCUAGCUCCAAACAGGUACUGAACGGUCCUCAUAAGCUAAUGUUAGUAAAUUUUGGAGCAUGUGGUUUCUUCACAAUUUCUGGGAAUUGAACUGGUUGAAGUGUCUAAUUUAUAAUUCUUGCAUAAGAAAAUUCGUCUUGAAGACUUCAGAGCUAUACCGUGUAGAGCUAUACAACGUAUGCUAUUUUACUUCUGAUUUUCUGAAAACACACACAUAUAUAUUCUAGCAUGUAGCUACGUUGUGUGGGGUUUACCCUAGUUAUAUGAUGGGCACGAUCCGAGUUAACUAGAUAAUUCAUACCUCGGAUAAUAGUAAUAAUAACCAAAACUAGACUUUUUAUGGCACAAACAGAUACAUAAUACCAGUAAUUCAGUAUUAUGGUAUUCUGCUACAACUUCUAUCCAGAUGUGCUUAAUUGGGACGCCUAAGACAAAGUUCUACCUCCUGUCGUUUUAGCCCGUUGUACGUCACUGCAUGCAUCUAAGUAGUAAAUUCUGACAUCUAACAAGAGAAUUAUUCGCAUUAGACUGAGGCUUUGACUCACUAUUUAGGGGAAAAAUGGCAACACCUUGCACAUAGACUUUACUUGGGGUGAGGUCAAUACUUGACUAGGACAAACCACCACCUACUACCUAGCUAGUCAAACCGUUUUAACAUACAUACACCAGCUCAUCUCGAAAAAACAAAAGAAAAAGGUUGGACAUAUCAACCAUCAUACUGCAACGUGGAUUUAGACUUUUACUUGAUCGGAAUUCACCUUUGAAUACUUGAGUUGAUGUGACUGUAUCUGUUGUAUAGGCCGAGUCUGAUUGCGUAGUAUGCUAAGGCGCAAUUUAUCUCAUAAAAGGAGAAGCAUGGGCCUCAGCACACUCAACACAGUCGCCAAAUUAAGCAAGUGAUGGCGUGAGCCAUGCAUCUAACCUUGCAGCAGCAAACACCAACUCUGGUGUGGUGAUGUGCCCAUCCCUUACCCCUUUGGCAUUGGCGCACAGUGUGCCGCGGUCAGCCUCAGCAGCUUCUUCAAUCUUGACUGCAAAAACACCUCCCACCCGCUGCAGCCGACGGUUGGGGGGCCAGCCGAUGUGGCCGUCAUCGUUGCUGAUAUUUCGCUGGAGCGCGGCGAGAUGAGGGUGCUCAUCCCUGUUAGCUACAUCUGCUUCACAUCAAGUGCAACCGUAUCGGCGAGCAAUAACGACACCGUGGGGUUCGGCCUGGAGGACACGCCGUUCCUCCCAUCCCCUGGGCGCAACCGCUUUACGGUUAUUGGCUGCAAUACCCUGGGUCUUGUUGGUGGUUUCCGCGGAGGCACGAGCCAGUACCUCGCUGGCUGCUACUCCUACUGCGAUGGUGCCAGUGGUGCGUCGGACGACGGAGCACCAUGCACUGGGACGGGCUGCUGUGAGGCAUCCAUCCCGACCAACCUCACCGCCUUCAAUGUGGCGUUCCCGAUUAACAGUAGCAGUGUGUGGGGAUUCAAUCCAUGCUUCUAUGCCAUGGUCGCCGAGGUCGGACGGUACAGGUUCCAGCGCCGUGACCUCGCUGGCGAGCUUGGGUUCAUCAACAACAGGGCAAAGGAUGGUGCACCUGUCAUCGUGAACUGGGCGGUUAGGAACGGAUCAUGCCUGGAGCAAAGAAACCACGCAUGUGCCAGUGCAAACAGUUACUGCGAGAGUGCGAGUAACGGACCUGGGUACUUGUGCCAUUGCUCCCCUGGUUACCAGGGUAACGCCUACCUCAACAACGGUUGUCAAGAUAUAGAUGAAUGCAUGCUGCGUGAGCAGGACCCCAAAUACGAGGAGUCGUAUCCUUGCAGGAACGGAGUCUGUCUUAACACUCCGGGAGGCUAUGAUUGUAAAUGCAACAAAAGAACCAAGUCUGAUGGCACAAAAUUCGGGUGUCGACCUCUGUAUUCUCGAGAUGAACAGCUAUUAAUAGGCCUGGGCGUUUCUGCCGUUGUGAUAAUAUCCUCGGCAUGCUUUUUGGCUAUGCAAUUACAAAGGAAAAAGCACAAGAAGGAGAAAGACGAGUAUUUCAAACAAAAUGGAGGGCUCAUGUUAUAUGAUGAGAUGAGGUCAAGGCAGGUUGACACGGUCCGCAUACUCACAGAAAAGGAGAUCAAGAUAGCCACUGACAACUACAACGAAGAUCGAGUGCUUGGAUGUGGCGGCCAUGGAAUGGUCUACAAGGGUACUUUGGAUGACCUCAGAGAGGUUGCUAUAAAGAAGUCCAAAGUGAUCAAUGAUGAUUGCAGGGACGAGUUUGUAAAUGAGAUCAUAAUCUUGUCGCAGAUCAACCACCGGAACAUCGUGAGGUUAUUAGGCUGUUGCCUGGAUAUAGAUGUCCCAGUGUUGGUAUAUGAGUUCGUCUCCAACGGGACACUAUAUGAAUUUCUUCACGGCAGUGCUGAUCACAAUCUGUCACCAAUUCCACUGGACCUUCGCCUGAAGAUUGCGACACAGUCAGCAGAAGCUCUUGCUUACCUGCACUCGUCGACAUCCCGCACAAUUUUGCACGGGGAUGUCAAAUCCGCCAACAUUCUGCUCGACGAUCAGCGCCACGCCAAGGUUGCAGACUUCGGAGCAUCGGCGCUCAAGUCCAUGGACGAAAGCGAGUUCAUCAUGCUCGUCCAGGGAACCCUCGGCUACCUCGACCCCGAGAGCUUCAUCAGCCAUGUCCUCACCGACAAGAGCGAUGUCUACAGCUUCGGGGUCGUUCUCCUUGAGCUGAUAACGAGGAAGAGGGCUCUCUAUGCCGAUAGCUCCUCCAAAGAGAAGAGAUCCUUGUCCCAUAGUUUUCUCCUGAUGUUCCACCAGAACAUGCACCUGAAGAUGCUCGACUCUGAGAUCGCAGAGGAUGCCGCCGCUAUGGUGGUCGUUGAGAAGCUCGCGGCCCUCGCCGUGCACUGCCUGAGCGCGAGAGGAGUCGACAGGCCGACGAUGAAGGAAGUCGCGGAGCGGCUGCAGGUGCUGUGCAGGAUUGAGAUGCAUCCGGCCGGUGAUGGUGACAACGAUGAUGUCUUAUGUGGGAGCUUGGAGACGUGAGAACUGGCGCUGGGCGUUUAUCUUCUUGUAUCGUUCCUACUUCGUACGAACAGUUCGUGUGUUUUGUGGGAUUAUUUGUAUGGUGUGUUUAUGUGAUACGUAUCUCUCCCUAAUUUUUUAUUUUUUAUUUUUUUAUUUUUUUAAUAAUAAAGCACGGAUUGGGUCUC
Molecule: messenger RNA, 4432 nt
Organism: Triticum dicoccoides
Lineage: Eukaryota; Viridiplantae; Streptophyta; Magnoliopsida; Poales; Poaceae
Product: wall-associated receptor kinase 5-like
Exons: 6
Coding region: 2349-4265 (638 amino acids)
Biological process (GO): cell surface receptor signaling pathway; protein phosphorylation
Cellular component (GO): plasma membrane
Molecular function (GO): protein serine/threonine kinase activity; ATP binding; polysaccharide binding
Source: RefSeq, a predicted model, not a curated record